Molecule: messenger RNA, 3276 nt
Organism: Entrophospora candida
Lineage: Eukaryota; Fungi; Glomeromycota; Glomeromycetes; Entrophosporales; Entrophosporaceae
Source: the annotation of a GenBank genome assembly
AUGGCCUCUACACCUCAAGUUGAAAAGGUUCAAAAUAAUUCUGCUCCAGCUUUACGAAUCACAACAAAGAAAGGUACUACUAAUACAGCAUUAGAAGAAUCUUUGAAAACUUAUAAAUUACUAGAAGCGCUUCGUGCAGACGAUUUAUCAAAUUUACAAAUAAUUCUAUCAACAUAUCAAUCACAUGAAGUGUCAACUCCAAAUUCUGUUACUGGCAAUUCAUCUAAUAAUGGUACAACAUCACCAUUAAUACUAGCAGUGCAAUGUUCUAAAAUUUCUACUAUAGAAUAUAUUUUAUCUAAUUUUCCAAAUAUUAAUAUUAAUCAAUCCGAUCAAUUUGGAAAUACCGCAUUGCACUAUGCUUCUAAAAAUGGCAGAAUUGAUGUAGUAGGACUUUUGUUGAAACAGUUAAAGAUCAAUGAUACGAUACCUAAUAAUUACGGCAAAACACCUGUCGAAUUAGCAAAGAAUCAAGAAAUUAUAGAUUUAUUUAAUGUAAACAAGCAAGAGUUUAUUGAGCAAACAACAACAUUAUUUCAUCAAUAUGUAACAGAUUUUAAUUAUAUAGCACUUCAAUAUUUAUUUCAAACCCCAAGAGUCAUUGCUUUAAUUGAUAUAAAUCUUCAAGAUCCAUCAACUGGCACAACAUUGUUACAUGAAGUGACCAAGAAAAAAAAUUUAGAAAUGGUGGAAUUUUGUUUAGAUCACGGUGCAGAUGUAACUAUUAGAGAUCACAAGGGUAAAAUGGCUGUUGACUUGGCCAAAGAUGAUAAAAUUAAAAAUUUACUUAAACAAGUAAAACCAACACCUACUACGUUGAAUAUUUCUACCUCAUCGAAUUACCCACCAAUAUUAAGGGGAUAUCUAAACAAAUGGACAAAUUAUGCUGGCGGAUAUAAGAUCAGAUGGUUUGUACUUGAAAAUGGAAUACUAUCAUAUUUUCAAAACAAAGAUGAUGCGGGGAAUUCAUGUCGCGGUUCAAUUAAUAUGAAAAUAGCAAAAGUUUCCAUUGAUUCAACAGAUAGACAAAGAUUUGAUAUUAUAGGUAAAGGUUCAAUAAGAUAUCAUCUAAGAGCAAACAGCCCUAAAGAAGCAAUGAAAUGGAUAACAGAAUUACAACAAUCGAUCGAAUGGGGCAAAAAUCAUUAUAAACAUGGCAAUACUGACGAAUCAACAGCAACUUCUCCGACAUCACGUGAUUCGAUUGAAACUGAUAGUGUACCACAUGAGGACACAUAUCAUAUGGCCAUAAGUUCGAUUAGAGCGCAGCUUAACUUACAAAACCAAUUAUUAGAGACAUUGAUAGCCAUGUUGCCCAAAGAAUCAGAUGUCAUAGAAGUUUUUGAAAAAUCUUUACAAACAUUACAAAAUUUAUUAGAUGAUGUGUUAAGGAUGUCAGAAGAGAGGGACAAUUAUUGGCAAAGAAAACUAAAAAAAGAAUUAGAAACCAAAAGAUUAUGGGAAGAAAGUAUGAAAGCUUUAGCGAUUGAAAAAACUGAAAUGGAAGAAAUUAUACAAAAUAGUUUGAAGGAACAAAAAUUAAGAAAACGCCAAUUAAAAGCUGCAAUGGCUUCUGAAAGUUCCAUGAACUCUCCUGUUAGUCCUAUGAUGUCUAAAUUGUCAUUAAUUUCCAAAGAUGAAACUGAUCCAAAUCAUGACAAUAAUAACGAUAAAAAUGAAGAUCGAUUGAUAGAUAAUAAUGUUAACAUUAGUUCACGUACUAUUAAUCAAACAAACAAUUUAAUAGAACAAAAAAUUUCGCACGAGCAACGGUCAUCAUUAGCAGAUGAAUAUGAUUCAGAUGAAGAAUUCUAUGAUGCAAUUGAUGGUGGUUCGAUUAUAGAAGGCCUUGAGCCAAAAUUUCAAAAGCCCUAUAUAUUUGAAUCAUAUAAUGGUUACCCUAAACAAAAUAGAACCAAAUUUUUAAUGGACAAAGACAAUACAAAACCUACAGUAUCAUUAUGGACUAUAUUAAAAAAUUCUAUUGGUAAGGAUUUAAGUAAAAUUACUUUACCUGUCUACUUCAAUGAACCCACCUCUAUGUUACAACGCAUGGCUGAAGAUAUGGAGUAUAGUGAAUUAUUAGAUCUUGCUGCCAAACAAAAAGGCAGCACAGAACGAAUAUUAUUCGUUGCAGCUUUUGCUAUGAGUAAUUAUUCUAGUUCUAUUGGUAGAAUUGCAAAGCCAUUCAAUCCCUUGUUGGGUGAAACAUACGAAUAUGUUCGUCAUGAUAAAGCAUUUCGAUAUGUAUCUGAACAAGUCAGUCAUCACCCACCAAUUAGUGCAUGUUAUUGUGAAUCGCCUAAUUACGAUUUUUAUGCCGAAGUGGAUGUAAAAUCCAAAUUUUGGGGAAAAUCAUUUGAAAUUUUACCACAAGGUGUUUCUCAUGUAAAGCUUAAAGUUUUAAAAGAACACUUCCCCGCACAUGUUAAUAAGUCACCUGAAGAUUUUCAAGCUAUCGGUAACCCAAAAGCAUUUUCAGAACAUUAUUCAUGGAAAAAAGUUACUACAUGCGUGAACAACUUAAUAGUAGGCAAGCCAUGGAUUGACCAUUAUGGUGAUAUGGUUAUAACAAAUCAUUUAACAAAAGAUCAAUGUAUUUUGACUUUUAAAGCAAGAGGUUGGAGAGGUAGAGACGCAUUUGAAAUUAGAGGAAUUGUUAAAGAUAAAGAUAAUAAAGAAAUUUGGGAGAUAGCUGGCAGAUGGAAUGAAAGAUUGGUUGCUAGAAGAAUUGGUAAUAAUUUAAAUUUUUCGACAAGUGAAGAAGAUCUGAGUAGUGAUACGGCAGCAUCAAAUGCUAAAUUAAUAGAAGAAUUGUUGGGGAAUUCGACAUUAUUACCGACAACUCAAUCUUUUGCUCACUCAUCAUCAUCAAAUCUAACUACAUCAUUACCAACAUCUCCAAUUCUACCACAACGUAGACCAAUUGUAUUAUUAUGGAAAAAAACUUCAGAACCUGAAGAGCCUUUACCAUUUAAUUUGACACAAUUUGCUAUGACAUUAAACGAUUUACCUGAAUCAUUAAAAGUAUGGUUGGCACCAACAGAUUCAAGAUUAAGGCCCGAUCAAAGAGCAAUGGAAACGGGUGAUUACGAAAUGGCAAGUUCUGAGAAGCAUAGAUUAGAGGAAAAACAAAGAGAAAAAAGGAAAUUAAGAGAAAUUAAUUCAAUGCCAGAAUUUAAAUCUAGAUGGUUUGCAAAAGAACUUGACGAUGAUACAGGGGAGGAAUAUUGGAAAUUUAAUCAUGAAUAUUGGAAAGAAAGAGAAAGAUUGUAA